GCAACCGUACAACUAUACAAGACAACUUGCGGAAAAUUUUCAGUUAUUGUUUGAUGCAUUAGCCGUGAGGAGAUAUUACAUUCGCACAAACGCUCUGAGUAGUGAAAGAUUAUGUAUUUGAACAGUAGUGCGACGAAUCAGUUUUUGCUGGUCCUAUCCGCGAGCUUACUCAUCGCGUCAUUUGGAACAUCAUGCGGUUGGCCGUCGUUCAGUUUUCUCGUUUUGGAAUCGGAGGAUACGCCGCUGAAAAGCGGACCAUUAACGACGGAAGAAUUAUCCUGGAUUGUAUCGAUAUUUUGUUUCGGUGGGGUGGCCGGGAAUUUUUCGUUCGGUUGGCUUGUCGGUAAAUUGGGACGGAAACAGAUUUUGUAUAUUCUGUCGAUACCGCAAAUAUUAAGCUGGAUCCUGAUUAUACUUGCCCAAAACGCCACCUUUCUGUAUGCAUCACGUCUGUUGGUCGGAAUAGUGGGCGGUGGGAUCUAUGUGAUUGUACCAGUUAUUAUAGCAGAGGUAACGGAGGAUAGAGUAAGGGGAAUGUUAACAUCAAUACUAUCGCUGGCAUGCAAUGCUGGCAUACUAUUAGCAUUCGUUGUUGGACAUUUUUUCGAUUACACAAUUGUUGCACAAAUUCUACUUAUCCUUCCAAUCGUCUAUGUACUUCUGGUGGCACCGUUCCCAGAAACACCAUCGUAUUUAAUGAGCAUAGAUAGAACCGAGGAUGCAGAGAAAGCUUUCAAAUUUUAUCGAAAUAUAAAAAGAAAAUCACAGAUAACCGACACGUUCCGCAAUGAAUUCAAUGAAUUGAAACAGAAGUUUUCCGAGAAGAACGAGAAGAGUGUCGCAGCAUCAUCGCUUGCAUGGAGAGAUUUCGCACCUAGAGCAUCGCAGAGAGCUCUGUUCGUAGCAAUUAUGAUAAUCGUGAUAAACGAAUGCAGUGGCGCGUUUAUACUGUUGAGUUACACCGCAACGAUAUUUGCAAAUUCUGGUUCCGUUCUAUCGCCAAAUUUAUCAGCAAUUAUUGUUGGAGUGAUUCAGUUGGCUGGUACAUACAUCUCCACGAUUUACAUCGAAAAGACAGGGCGCAAGUUCUUGCUCAUUGUAUCAUCUGUCGGUACGGGAAUUGGUAAUUUACUUCUAGGUGCUUACAUGUACUUAAACAGCGUGUGGGAAUGUGACUUAACGUCCAUGGCUUGGAUACCAAUUGUUAGCUUUUCAAUGAUUGUACUGCUGGCUUCAAUAGGACUGAUGCCGAUCUCGUUUGUUUAUGUCACUGAAGUAAUGCCAGAAAAGAUUCGCAGUAUUGGUAUUGGCAUCUCGCUUGCGAUGUCUUGGGUAAUCGACUUCGUUAUUUUGAAAUAUUUUGCAACGAUAAGUGCUGUAAUUGGUAUGCAUAGUUGCAUAUUGUUUUUCGCAUUGAGUUCGUUUAUGGGUACAUUUUUCGUCAUUUACGCCAUGCCGGAGACAAUGGGCCGCAGCUUCAAAGAAAUACAAAAGAAAUUGGAAUGGUGAGAUGAAGAGGAAGAUUGGAUGGCCAAAGUCUUGUUCGGAGCAGAAUUUUAGCCUAUCAAGCAAAUGACACAAUUAAAAGAAGGCAGUGCUAACAUAAGGACGACUUUCAAAAAAAGAUGACUUGAAUGAGAUGAUAAGAUUUUUGCUCUGUAACUGAAUCACUUUGACGAUGGAGUCGAGACAUUUAUGGGACGAUUGAUUUUUGUUUGCCAGGUCACAGUCCCUAAAUUAUUUUGUAGUGCAUUACUAACAACAGCUGGUUUAGUUCAACUGACGAACAUUGUAAAACGUUUGUUUAGUUUGCAUUUAUCGAGCUGGUCUCUUCGCGCGAGUGUCAGACGAGUUCCAACCGAUAAAUGUAGAUUGUACUAACAAUUCAACAGAGACCAGAUGUUGCUGGUUAUACAUAAGAAAAUAAUUUAAGGACUGUAGAGUGUAGGUAAAGCUUUUUGAAAGCAUUUCUUGAAAGCACUGACUCAACUCACCACCAUUGAGCUACCGUGUACAUUCUCUUUGCGAAGCCGAUCACUUGUCGAGCUUCUUCUCACACACAAACAUUAGGGCGUAUCGAA
Bradysia coprophila is the source of this 2081-nucleotide messenger RNA. RefSeq names its product facilitated trehalose transporter Tret1-like. Gene Ontology annotation, molecular function: transmembrane transporter activity. The record is from RefSeq and is a predicted model, not a curated record. Gene Ontology annotation, cellular component: membrane. Gene Ontology annotation, biological process: transmembrane transport. NCBI's taxonomy places the organism in Eukaryota, Metazoa, Arthropoda, Insecta, Diptera, Sciaridae.